This is a messenger RNA of Gossypium arboreum, 1155 nucleotides long. Its product is annotated as leucine-rich repeat extensin-like protein 5. The record is from RefSeq and is a predicted model, not a curated record. The transcript has 3 exons. Bases 184 to 975 code for a protein of 263 amino acids. Lineage: Eukaryota; Viridiplantae; Streptophyta; Magnoliopsida; Malvales; Malvaceae.
UUCCUUGCCUUGGCUUGUAAACUCUACACUUCUCUCCACUAGGGGCUGCUUUUAUAUAUGUCUCUUUGUCAGUCUUCUACUCUUUCGGUAAUUUUCUUUAGUGACUCGGAAUUUGAACCAAGUUAAAACUGCUUUGUUUUCAGGCUUUUUAUUUUGUCAUUUGGCAUUGCUGAAAACGGAGUUAUGGGAAGCAAGAUUUGCAUGCUCCUCUAUUCAACAAUGGCGGCCACUCUGUUAACACAUUGCGAUGCAAGAACAUCAAUGGGAAUGAUGAAAGAUCCAAAACAUGGAAAAAGUUCAGUCAUAAAGCACACAAAUAAAUUGCAGCUAAUGAGUAAACUUAUGAGUUUAGUGAUGGAACAACCAACUGAUAAUUCCAAUACUCAACCUUAUGGUGUGAGUUCACCAUUUUCUUUGCCACCUUUUGAUUCUCUCCCUCCUCUAAAUUCUCCUCCAUACUUUCCCCCUCCACCGAGCACAUCCGGGACAAUUCCGAGCCCGCCUCAAUUUUCAUCCACCCCGAACCCACCGGGACUACUUCCAAGCCCACCACAAAUAAUACCGACACCAACGAGCCCAUCGGGGCCCAUUUUGAGCCCACCAUCUCCAAUAGGGUCGAAUCCAAGUCCAACAGUGUUUUUUCCUCCCAUUGUCUACCCUCCACCAACGGUUCCACCACCUCCGAACAUGGCUCCAACCACAGCGUUGUGGUGCGUGGCUAAGCCCUCGGUACCUGACCCAAUCAUUCAAGAAGCUAUGAACUAUGCCUGUGCGGCUGGAGCAGAUUGUGAUUCGAUUCAGCCUAGUGGGUCGUGCUUUCAGCCUGAUAGCUUGUUUGCACAUGCUUCCUAUGCCUUCAAUAGUUAUUGGCAAAAAUCUAAGCUUGAUGGUGGUACAUGUGAAUUUGGAGGCACUGCCAUACUUGUUGCAAUUGAUCCAAGCUAUAAUGGCUGCCAUUUUGAGUAUCAGUAUUGAUUGGUGGAAGAUACAUGCCCUUCUAAUGGCAGCUAAGCUAGAAGAUUGAUUUCUCUUUCCCUCUUCAUUUUUUCUUUGCUUUUCCCUCAAAUAAACAAUGUUUAUUUUCCUUCAUGUUCCCAUCACCCAAACAUAAAUUUUGUAAAGCUUAACUAUAAAAAAGCCCUUCAAAUUAUUCUA